Messenger RNA from Hyaloscypha bicolor E, 1035 nucleotides. RefSeq lists its product as uncharacterized. Bases 1 to 1035 code for a protein of 344 amino acids. The record is from RefSeq and is a predicted model, not a curated record. Lineage: Eukaryota; Fungi; Ascomycota; Leotiomycetes; Helotiales; Hyaloscyphaceae. The transcript has a single exon.
AUGGCUCCCCAAGUCUCGGGCUGGACUCCAAUCAAUGUCCCAACAGGUCGUCACGAAGUUUCCUAUCAGGCGAGGAUUCCCGGUGUCAGCAACGAAACAGCCAGCGAGGAACGCGCAAACCUAAGCCUGUCCAUGUCUGAGCGUGUUCGGAAGACAGGAAGGUUCCUCUUCACGUCCGAAGAGCGCAACCAUAUUAUAAAGUGGAUGGUCAAGGAGAACGCCGCUGGGGUGAUCGGACACGAGCAAGCGUUUCAAGCGCUGAUUACUGAGCUUGGCUUUAACGACUCAUCUCUCAGCCCUCAGGAGAAGACUUUGAUCCGUCAGAAAACUUCGCGCAAGAUCAAAGACUUGGUGGAGGUUAUGGUUGGCAAGCAGGCGCUCACUUACACCCAAGAAAAGAAACGUGGAGUGUGGAUCGCAAAGUACGCACCGUGGACCGCUACCUGGUUGCAUCCGGAAUGGGACGGGGAACUAACGAACUCUGAUGGGUACCACGCCGUGGAUCGGAUUGAAGAAGAUCUUGGACCAGAAGUUCUUGAGGUCGAGGCUCUCACGGGGAGGGAGGAUGAAGUUCCAGCAUACGAGCUUGAUGUCUACAUGCGUCCCUAUGUCAAUGAGUUAGACCGCACCAUUGCAUAUCGCGUUUUCCAACUGAAUCCAUACAACUACGACGCCUUCACUUGCCAAUUCCAAGCAAUUUGUCAACGCGAGGGCAUCUGGGACGUCUUCGGCGGCAACACAACUCAUCCUUCACCACCUGUCGAACCUGUUGGUGUGAACACUGCAGAAGAUCAGGAUAUUGCACAGGGUUACAAAGCCACCUGCCGUAUCUACGAGGAAGAGAAAAAGGAAUUUGUCAUUAUGCAGCGAAAGUGCCUAGGCUGGUUGUUUUCCACGAUUGGGGAGGACACUCGCGAAGCUUUGGUGGGAUACACAGAGCCGCUUGAGGCGCUAGAGAUUCUGGCAGAGGGAAUCGACGUCGUCGACAUUCAGGCUUUGAUGGCAAAGAUCGGAGAAUUGCUGAAGAAGGCAUAA